Molecule: messenger RNA, 5520 nt
Organism: Pocillopora meandrina
Lineage: Eukaryota; Metazoa; Cnidaria; Anthozoa; Scleractinia; Pocilloporidae
Source: the annotation of a GenBank genome assembly
GAGUUUAAAACAGCCAUUAAGUACCAUCAACAAUGUCUAGAAAUUGUUAAAGAAGUGGGAGACAAGGCCGGAGAGGGAAGAAGUUAUGGCAAUCUCGGCAACGCUUAUCGAUGCCUAGGAGAGUUCAAAACAGCCAUCAAGUACCAUCAACGUCAUCUAGAAAUUGCUAAAGAAGUGGGAGACAAGGCCGGAGAGGGAAGAAGUUAUGGAAAUCUCGGCAACGCUUAUCACAGUCUAGGAGAGUUCAAAACAGCCAUCAAGUACCAUCAACGUCAUCUAGAAAUUGCUAAAGAAGUAGGAGACAAGGCCGGAGAGGGAGCAAGUUAUGGCAAUCUCGGCAACGCUUAUGAAAGUCUAGGAGAGUUUAAAACAGCCAUUAAGUACCAUCAACAAUGUCUAGAAAUUGUUAAAGAAGUGGGAGACAAGGCCGGAGAGGGAAUCAGUUAUGGCAAUCUCGGCAACGCUUAUCGAUGUCUAGGAGAGUUCAAAACAGCCAUCAAGUACCAUCAACGUCAUCUAGAAAUUGCUAAAGAAGUGGGAGACAAGGCCGGAGAGGGAGCAAGUUAUGGCAGUCUCGGCAACGCUUAUCACAGUCUAGGAGAGUUCAAAACAGCCAUCAAGUACCAUCAACGUCAUCAAGAAAUUGCUAAAGAAGUGGGAGACAAGGCCGGAGAGGGAAGAAGUUAUGGCAAUCUCGGCAACGCUUAUCGAUGUCUAGGAGAGUUCAAAACAGCCAUCAAGUACCAUCAACGUCAUCUAGAAAUUGCUAAAGAAGUGGGAGACAAGGCCGGAGAGGGAAUCAGUUAUGGCAGUCUCGGCAACGCUUAUCACCGUCUAGGAGAGUUCAAAACAGCCAUCAAGUACCAUCAACGUCAUCAAGAAAUUGCUAAAGAAGUGGGAGACAAGGCCGGAGAGGGAGCAAGUUAUGGCAAUCUCGGCAACGCUUAUGACAGUCUAGGAGAGUUCAAAACAGCCAUCAAGUACCAUCAACGUCAUCUAGAAAUUGCUAAAGAAGUAGGAGACAAGGCCGGAGAGGGAGCAAGUUAUGGCAAUCUCGGCAACGCUUAUGAAAGUUUAGGAGAGUUUAAAACAGCCAUUAAGUACCAUCAACAAUGUCUAGAAAUUGUUAAAGAAGUGGGAGACAAGGCCGGAGAGGGAAGAAGUUAUGGCAAUCUCGGCAACGCUUAUCGAUGCCUAGGAGAGUUUAAAACAGCCAUUAAGUACCAUCAACAAUGUCUAGAAAUUGUUAAAGAAGUGGGAGACAAGGCCGGAGAGGGAAGAAGUUAUGGCAAUCUCGGCAACGCUUAUCGAUGUCUAGGAGAGUUCAAAACAGCCAUCAAGUACCAUCAACGUCAUCUAGAAAUUGCUAAAGAAGUGGGAGACAAGGCCGGAGAGGGAAGAAGUUAUGGCAAUCUCGGCAACGCUUAUGACAGUCUAGGAGAGUUCAAAACAGCCAUCAAGUACCAUCAACGUCAUCUAGAAAUUGCUAAAGAAGUGGGAGAGAAGGCCGGAGAGGGAGCAAGUUAUGGCAAUCUCGGCAACGCUUAUGAAAGUCUAGGAGAGUUUAAAACAGCCAUCAAGUACCAUCAACAAUGUCUAGAAAUUGCUAAAGAAGUGGGAGACAAGGCCGGAGAGGGAAGAAGUUAUGGCAAUCUCGGCAACGCUUAUCGAUGUCUAGGAGAGUUCAAAACAGCCAUCAAGUACCAUCAACGUGAUCUAGAAAUUGCUAAAGAAGUGGGAGACAAGGCCGGAGAGGGAGCAAGUUAUGCCAAUCUCGGCAACGCUUAUCGAAGUCUAGGAGAGUUCAAAACAGCCAUCAAGUACCAUCAACGUCAUUUAGAAAUUGCUAAAGAAGUGGGAGACAAGGCCGGAGAGGGAAGAAGUUAUGGCCAUCUCGGCAACGCUUAUCACUGUCUAGGAGAGUUCAAAACAGCCAUCAAGUACCAUCAACGUCAUCUAGAAAUUGCUAAAGAAGUGGGAGACAAGGCCGGAGAGGGAAUCAGUUAUGGCAGUCUCGGCAACGCUUAUCACCGUCUAGGAGAGUUCAAAACAGCCAUCAAGUACCAUCAACGUCAUCAAGAAAUUGCUAAAGAAGUGGGAGACAAGGCCGGAGAGGGAGCAAGUUAUGGAAAUCUCGGCAACGCUUAUGACAGUCUAGGAGAGUUCAAAACAGCCAUCAAGUACCAUCAACGUCAUCUAGAAAUUGCUAAAGAAGUAGGAGACAAGGCCGGAGAGGGAGCAAGUUAUGGCAAUCUCGGCAACGCUUAUGAAAGUCUAGGAGAGUUUAAAACAGCCAUUAAGUACCAUCAACAAUGUCUAGAAAUUGUUAAAGAAGUGGGAGACAAGGCCGGAGAGGGAAGAAGUUAUGGCAAUCUCGGCAACGCUUAUCGAUGUCUAGGAGAGUUCAAAACAGCCAUCAAGUACCAUCAACGUGAUCUAGAAAUUGCUAAAGAAGUGGGAGACAAGGCCGAAGAGGGAAAAAGUUAUGCCAAUCUCGGCAACGCUUAUUACUGUCUAGGAGAGUUCAAAACAGCCAUCAAGUACCAUCAACGUCAUCUAGAAAUUGCUAAAGAAGUGGGAGACAAGGCCGGAGAGGGAAGAAGUUAUUGCCAUCUCGGCAACGCUUAUCACAGUCUAGGAGAGUUCAAAACAGCCAUCAAGUACCAUCAACGUCAUCUAGAAAUUGCUAAAGAAGUGGGAGACAAGGCCAGAGAGGGAAUCAGUUAUGGCAAUCUCGGCAACGCUUAUCUCAGUCUAGGAGAGUUCAAAACAGCCAUCAAGUACCAUCAACGUCAUCUAGAAAUUGCUAAAGAAGUGGGAGACAAGGCCGGAGAGGGAAUCAGUUAUGGCAAUCUCGGCAACGCUUAUCGCAGUCUAGGAGAGUUCAAAACAGCCAUCAAGUACCAUCAACGUGAUCUAGAAAUUGCUAAAGAAGUGGGAGACAAGGCCGGAGAGGGAGCAAGUUAUGGCAAUCUCGGCAACGCUUAUGACAGUCUAGGAGAGUUCAAAACAGCCAUCAAGUACCAUCAACGUCAUCAAGAAAUUGCUAAAGAAGUGGGAGACAAGGCCGGAGAGGGAAGAAGUUAUAACGGUCUCGGCAACGCUUAUCACCGUCUAGGAGAGUUCAAAACAGCCAUCAAGUACCAUCAACGUCAUCAAGAAAUUGCUAAAGAAGUGGGAGACAAGGCCGGAGAGGGAGCAAGUUAUAGCAAUCUCGGCAACGCUUAUGAAAGUCUAGGAGAGUUUAAAACAGCCAUUAAGUACCAUCAACAAUGUCUAGAAAUUGCUAAAGAAGUGGGAGACAAGGCCGGAGAGGGAACAAGUUAUGGCAAUCUCGGCAACGCUUAUCACAGUCUAGGAGAGUUCAAAACAGCCAUCAAGUACCAUCAACGUGAUCUAGAAAUUGCUAAAGAAGUGGGAGACAAGGCCGGAGAGGGAGGAAGUUAUGGCAAUCUCGGCAACGCUUAUCACAGUCUAGGAGAGUUCAAAACAGCCAUCAAGUACCAUCAACGUCAUCUAGAAAUUGCUAAAGAAGUGGGAGACAAGGCCGGAGAGGGAGGAAGUUAUGCCAAUCUCGGCAACGCUUAUGACAGUCUAGGAGAGUUCAAAACAGCCAUCAAGUACCAUCAACGUCAUCUAGAAAUUGCUAAAGAAGUGGGAGACAAGGCCGGAGAGGGAAAAAGUUAUGCCAAUCUUGGCAACGCUUAUCGCAGUCUACGAAAGUUUAAAACAGCCAUCGAGUACCAUCAACGUCAUCUAGAAAUUGCUAAAGAAGUAGGAGAUAAGGCCGGAGAGGGAAGAAGUUAUGGCGGCCUCGGCAACGCUUACCAAGGUCUACGACAGUUCAAAACAGCAAUGGAGUACCAUCAACGUCAUCUAGAAAUUGCUAAAGAAGUGGGAGACCAGGCCGGAGAGGGAGCAAGUUAUGGCAAUCUCGGCAACGCUUAUGGCAGUCUAAGAAAGUUUAAAACAGCCAUCGAGUACCAUCAACGUCAUCUUGAAAUUGCUAAAGAAGUGGGAAAUAAGACCGUAGAAGCGUGCUCACUCUAUUCCCUUGGAAACAAUUUUGAGUGCCAAGGAAAUCUUAUGGUGGCCUUUGACUGUUAUUACUCGAGUGUAGAAUUGUAUGAUGAUAUCAGGGCCAGUCUUCAACUCAACGAUCAGUGGAAGAUUUCUUAUCGUAAUAAGUACCAAGGUGCAUACAAAGGUUUAUGGCGUAUAAAUCUCAAUCGAGGUCAAGCUGUAAAGGCUCUUCUUGCCGCAGAGAAAGGAAGUGCUCAAGCUCUGAGAGAUCUCAUGGACACAAAAUAUUCGCCUGGAGCUUCUUUAACGCACAGCGCACCCCGCAUUUCUCUGAGAUGUGUUCAAUUGAGCACAGUUUUCAUAGCUAUCAAUGGGCCAUGCGUUUACUUCUGGGUUUGCCUUAGUGAAGAUAACAUCCAUACGAGACAGGUACACGUCAACGACUAUAGGUUUGAGCAUGAAUUGAAAUGUUUCAUCCAGCUACUGAACAAAUCUGCUCUUAAGGAGAUCGGUGCAAGAGAUACUGUUGCCAUCGAAAAUCCUCUGCUUGAUUCGCCGACAGAAGAAGAAAUGGCCAAUGGUGUGAUCCAAGUUGAUGUGAGGCACUCCCAAUCAAGUGCUUUAAAUAAGCUGCAUGACAUCAUCGUUUCUCCUAUUGCUGACCUGAUCAAAGGCAACGACGAGAUCACAUUCGUUCCUGAGGGGCCGUUUUGCCUUGUACCUUAUGCAGCAUUGCAGGAGUCGAACUCAUCAUAUUUAUGUGAUUCUUUCAGAAUUCGUGUGCUUCCAUCUCUGACGACGUUGCAACUAAUUCAUGAUUGUCCAGCUGACUUUCACGUGAAGACUGGUGCAUUGCUUGUCGGUGACCCAUGUUUCAAACAUAUCAUCUAUGAGGGAGGACUUUUAGUGCAACUUCCAGGAGCAAGGAAAGAAGUGGAGAUGAUCGGCCGUGUCCUUAAUGUUUGCCCCCUCACUGGAGAAAUGGCAACAAAAGAUGAAGUGUUAAAACGAAUAUCAUCAGUGGCCUUAGUUCACAUAGCAGCGCACGGUAAAAUGGAAACUGGAGAAGUUAUCCUGGCAGCAAACACCACAAGACAAAACCCUCAUCCGCAAGAGAAAGACUAUCUACUGACGAUGAAAGAUGUCAUAGAAGCUGGGUUGCGAGCACGUCUGGUUGUACUUAGCUGCUGUCACACUGCUCGUGGGGAGGUCAUGGCUGAGGGUGUGGUCGGCAUGGCGCGUGCACUUUUGGGUGCCGGUGCUAGAUCUGUUGUGGUAACCUUGUGGGCGAUUGGCGACGAGGGGACCCUGGAGUUCAUGACUUUCUUCUACGAUGCACUUGCCAAAGGCAAGAAGGCAAGUGAAGCUCUCAAUCAGGCCAUGAAGUGUAUGAGAGAAAUUGAAAAGUUCAAGGAGGUGAUUUACUGGGCACCAUUUGUACUCAUUGGUGAUGACGUCAAACUAGAUUUCAAGGAUAUUGGAAGCCGAAACAAGUAA